AUGGCGGACAGAUUCCCGUCUUUGGACGACUUUGAUUCUGGUGCUCAAACUGGAAUCCAAGAAGUUGGCUCGCCAUCCGCCGACGACUUCCUUGCUCGCGAACGCGCUCUCCUUGGUGAUGACGCCACACAAUUCACGACCGGCAACGAGUCUGCCGCCUUAGCGGACCCUUCUUCUGACGAUCUUCUUGGAAGUGGCGGCGAGAGCACCCAGUUUGAAAGCCAGUUCCCGGAUAUCAGCACAUCCAAUGAGCAAGUUGCUCCUGGAGGUACCAUCACCGGCCCAUCGGUCAGCUAUAACUCGGGUUUCAACGCAUACGCUGAGGAGGAAGAGGAGCCUGAGGUCAUCAAGCAGUGGCGCGAGAAGCGAGACGCCGACAACGCCAAGCGAGCCGAACAGUUUGCUGCUCAGAAGGCCGAGACGAUUAAGGAGGCGCAACAGAACAUCGACGACUUCUACGAGAACUACAACACUAAGAAAGAGAAGACUAUCGCACAGACCCGCAAGGAUGCAGAACAGUUCCUAGCAAGUCGAGACGAUACCACUUCUGGUGGUACAAGUUGGGAACGCAUUUCUAAGUUGGUUGAUGUAAGCGGUAAAGGUCAAAAGGGUGGUGCGAGUGGUUCGGGCAAAGAGCGAUUCCGUGAACUGUUGAUGAGUCUACGCAAGGACGAAAAGGCUCCCGGUGCUGAGGGAUACUAA
This is a messenger RNA of Hypoxylon trugodes, 702 nucleotides long. Its product is annotated as clathrin light chain. NCBI's taxonomy places the organism in Eukaryota, Fungi, Ascomycota, Sordariomycetes, Xylariales, Hypoxylaceae. The transcript is spliced from 3 exons. Gene Ontology annotation, biological process: clathrin-dependent endocytosis; intracellular protein transport; clathrin coat assembly. Gene Ontology annotation, cellular component: plasma membrane; clathrin coat of coated pit; clathrin coat of trans-Golgi network vesicle. Bases 1 to 702 code for a protein of 233 amino acids. Gene Ontology annotation, molecular function: structural molecule activity; clathrin heavy chain binding. The record is from RefSeq and is a predicted model, not a curated record.